CAUUUACAGUACAUUAUUGUUCACAAUCUGAAGUAUGAAAAUUUUUGUGAUGUCUUAUCUUUAAAAUUAACCCUCGUGAAAAAUUUAUUUAUUUCACAAAAUUAUAGUUUUGCAAAAGUGGUUAGUGGCUGGUAUGAACUACAAAUCAUCACAGUAAAUUUUAUGGUGUAGUGGAAUAGUUUCAACUGAAAUAACUUCAUUAAAAAACAUGAAGUCUUCAAAGGUAUCAGGGAAAAGGAUAAAUAACUUUGAAGUUUACCCAAAAAAUGCAGUGGCCAAGACGAUAAUGUACCAGAACAUGUCUAGCCACUACCGUCGCAUCUACAGUGCCAAGUCCAGGAUAGACACAGGCCCUCCAUUCUCUCACAAGCCAAAACCUAUUCAAUGGAAUAAGAAACAGAAAGAAUACACCAUGCUAAAGCCAAGCCAGUCAUCUGUAACAUUGACUCCAUCCAGCAAGUCAUGUAGUAGACAAGGCUGUGGUGACCGAGCAUCUCCCAGUUUUCAGCCACAGAUAUCACAAAGCAGCGCAGAGUCUAAACUACGAACAUUAAGAGUGUACCAUCCACCUCGCAAACGGAUCUACUCCACCUUACCAGCUUCCACAGAGUUGAAAAGUGAUCCAGAAGUAUCAGUACCUGAAAUACCUUGGAUUCGCACCACAGAGGAAGUGAAAACAACAGUUUCUAAAGGCAGUAGUUCUGAUUCUGCAUAUACAGAGGAGGGGGAAGGAAACUGGUCAGGAGGAGAGAGCCGAGGACCAACCCCCGUAUCUGACACUCGGAUAAUAUCCAGGUCAGAAGAUUUGCUGUACGUCAAAUUCAUUGGUGGAAUCACAGAAGAAGUGCUGAGGAAAGGAAUAUUUACAAAUAAAGCUUUAAAAAGCAUUUUUCAAAGCCACAUAGAUGCCCAUAAACAGUACCUGAAUUUGCGGAGAAUGCAAGAAGAAGUAGAAAAGCUGCAGCUAGAGCUUGGUAUCCCAAAAGAUGACAGUCCAGACUUUGUGUCUAGUUAUGAGUCGAUAUCCACCACAGAGAGCAUAAGCAAAAUCUCCAGUUCAAAAGUUGAGGAUAAAGAACUAAUGGAAGCGCUGAGACAAUUGAAUCUUAGUCCCUCAUUGAAAGCGGAUGUUGCCAAGUCUCUUGGUCUGUAUUCACCACUAGAUAUUUUGAGCAACUCUAACAGCACUGAGAGUCUGAAGGUCCGUACUCACAGUAAACGUACAACAUUCUCCUCACCAUUAGAGGUGAUCCACGAUGUCAGCCACAAGGCGGAAAAGUUACCUCUCAGUGACGAUGACAGUUAUGAGAUACUGAGCGAGGGCUCAGAGUCUAGACCUCUCACGCCUCUGGGUCUCUCUUGGUGAACUAGAGACAGUUGACUGCGGUGCAGUGGCUUCUCUCUAUCUGGCUCUCCACAAGUGCUCUGUGAGCUUUAAAAGGUCUCCUAUGAAGAUAUGUUAUAUUUGGAUACUAUUUUUAUGUUGAGUAUAGGUAGCACAUAUUUUUGUAUGAAUAAAUAGUAUUUCUUAAAUCUAA
Homalodisca vitripennis (glassy-winged sharpshooter) is the source of this 1538-nucleotide messenger RNA. RefSeq names its product spermatogenesis-associated protein 7 homolog. The record is from RefSeq and is a predicted model, not a curated record. Gene Ontology annotation, cellular component: axoneme; ciliary basal body. Lineage: Eukaryota; Metazoa; Arthropoda; Insecta; Hemiptera; Cicadellidae. Gene Ontology annotation, biological process: microtubule cytoskeleton organization. The transcript has 9 exons. The coding region runs from base 209 to 1366 and encodes 385 amino acids.